AUGCUAGUUCAGAGGUACUCCUACGGAGGAUUUUUAAAUUUGCACAAGUAUCUCUCCAACGCGAAUAUAAACAUAAUACAAGAAAUAAGCACAAAGGACAGCGUCUUGAACUUGGUGGCCAAGUUAAGAGAAUUCAGAAAGUACAAGGAAAAUGUAUAUGAAAAAUUUACCAACUCUUGUUCCACCUUUGUUGAGAAGCUGUAUACAGAGACGUACCUUAACAUAGACAAAUCGCUAAUGCAGAUAAACGAGCUCCUAAUAAAAGAGGUGAAGUAUCUGUUGUUCACGAAUAGUGACGUGAUCUCAGAUGAAGGGAAAGUGAAGGAAGAAGAAUUUAAAAAAAAUUUAGUGGACAAAUUGUAUGACGAAUUUUUACAACAAGAAAAAUCGGAGAAAGAUGAAAAUACUUUACUCUACUUCAACAAAAUUAACAUGGCUUAUAAAUUCAGAAAAUUUUUUAACCUCUACUCAAUUGAUGAUCCUGAGGCUAGCGAAAUUAUUAUCAGUUUGAUUCAAAUUGACACGUCCAAAAUAAAGGUAGAUCACAAGUCGGUGCUUAAAAACUUUGAUGAUAUAUUAAAUUCUCCCAAGCCUCACGUAUUUCUGAAAUCCUUUUUUAGUGGAAAUGAAGAAGUGAUUAAUGAAUCCUUUUUGAGGACCUACUGGAUGUGUCUAAAGAAUCUGCACCAAUAUUUUAAGUCGUACAAUUCGCACGUGCUGUCAAUACUAGGGGAGGACUUCAAAAACGUAAUUUUCAAAUACCUAGACGAUGUUAUAUGUAACAAUAAGGAGAAAAUAAUUCACAAUGAUCAGGCAAAUUACUUCUUAAACAUACACCAUUUUUUUGAUACCUUCAUAACUCUCAUCAUAUCGAAGGUGCACAACUCCAAAGUUACCAUUUUAAACGAAAAUGGGAUUCUUAUAUCCAUCCGUAUAAACACCCUCCCCGAUAAAGUGAUUCAGCUUGUUUCUACCAAAUAUUACUCUGGCACGCUGAUACCGCAUAGAAUUUUUGACGAGGUUACGUACCUGUUGGUGCACGAGGACUUCCCCAUCUUGGAGCAUCUCCACAAUUUUGAAAUCACCACGAUAAAUGCGGACGGCGCGUCGAUGCAUUCCUCCGAUAAUAAGUACAACCCUAUGAACGAAAACGUGAGAAUUUCCUCCGUGACCUCCCAGGAGAACGAAGAAAUUACAAAGUGCAUUAAAGAGGAACUGCAUCAUACUUCGAAGAAAAAGGAAAAGACGAGCAGCAGUUACUACAAAUCAGUAGGGGAAAUUCUAGCCAAGUACAAUGGGCGAAGCAAAAUCACGGAGAAUGACAUUUACCUGUUGCUUCUUAACAUGAUUAGAGGAAAUUUGACCAACCUAAGUCUCCUAUUUUCACUGGAGAUAAUUAACUACCUCGAUGAAUACUGUGAGAAUGUGGAGUUGGACGACGAAGAAUUAGAAGACAGCGAUUCUGGGGAUCCCAACUUGGGGAAAGAAAAAAAAAAAAAAAUACUACAAUGAAUGGAAAAUAUAUCCUACAAUCAAUUUUAUGAAAACCCCAAAUUGAAAGCCCUAUACGACUCCAUCUCUAACAUGAGUACACUCCCCGAUGCGGAUGUUAGCAACUUAAAGGGGACUGCCAAGUCGACCUUACUGUCAGACGAAAUGAAUUUCAAAAUGAUGUCUUCUCUCCAUUCUUCCAAUUAUAAUGCAUCCCAUCCGGACUUGCAAAAAAUGUUUUAUCCGUAUGAAGAAUCGCAUGGGACAUCCUUCCCCAACUUUUCCUCCUUCUCAAGUAUCCCACAAGGUAACUCCAUUGACAACAUAUCCGAUUCCACUUCAGAUGGGUCUACUUCAAAUAUGAGCAAGAAUUUUUCAAGAUCUUUUCCUACUUUGUCGAAUCAGUGGACGAGCGAUUCUCCGUCCGGUUCGUCAUCCGGUUCGUCAUCCGCUUCGCCGUCCGGUUCGUCGCCCCAUUUGUCGCCCCAUUUGUCGCCCCAUUUGUCUACUACUACUGUGGUCGACGUGGCGAGCGACGGUGGGAGAGACAGUACAACACAGGCCGGGUCCAAUUGGGGACUCGGACAAGAUGGGGAGUACUCAUCCAGGUGGAGUAUGAGAAAAGCGGGUGAAGACCAUUCAGGAGGAAGUUCCCACGAUGGGAGCACCUCUACUUUGUAUGGCUCAAGUAUGGCGUCUUCCUCCUCUGGGAGAACCACACCAUCCGAACAGAUCGAGGAAGCAACGACGAGCUCAUCAACGGACAAUAUUCACAAAGAAGUGAAGGAAGAUCCAUUAGGAGAUAAAACAACUAGUAAGUUUUCUUCUAUGUCUAACUUGUCCGAUAGUCGCAGAAUGAGCAUUAAUCUAGGCAGCUUUUCAGAAGGGGAUGAAGCAUAUGAUUCGAAAAAUGACAUAAAGUGGAAAGGAAUGGACAAAUUUUCCACCCUUAACAUAACCAACUUGCGAAGUGAAAAAAAUAAUGACAUCAUAUAUGAACAGGAAAAUUACGAGCGAAACAACAAAGAAAUAUCCAACGACGCAUUGUACCUCAGGACCAUGUGCAAGAAGAAAAAAAUCAUGGAAAUAGAAAAAUUGAAAAGUGUGAAGGAACUAAAGAACGACUUACUACGAACAAAGUACAGUGUUUUUAACAAAAAUGUUCUGUUCCUUAAUGAGGCAAAUUUGAAAAAUAUAUUCGAAUCGACCUUCUUCGAUUCGAUUCAAAUGAAAAAUGCUAUCAUCAGGAUCAUGUCUUCCUACGAGAUAGACAAUCUGCAAAGCAUUUUAAAUGUCAAUAUGAGUGAUUUAAAUGAUCACUUUUUUCACAUGCGUAAUAUUUUUCUAAAUAAAAAAAAGAUUUUAUCCUUUUUCAAUUUGAACACAAGUCAAAAUGUCAUUAACAAAAUUGAGACGAAGAUUUAUUCUGUGUUCACCACGGUGUGGUUCCAUUAUACAAAUUAUUUGUGGAAAGUUCUGGACAUAUUUGGAGUUCCCGAACUUCGCCUCCUUUCAAGCAUGUAUCAUUCGCUAGUUAUGACCAACAAAGAUGAGAAUCAUCUGAAUCUGUUAAAUUAUUUUGGGUUCACAGAUGUGUUCAUGAUUUAUUUGCUAGUUAUACGGUUGAGGCGGAAUGUAUACUACAUUAACCAGAAUAAAGCUUUCGAUGUUCAGAACGCUUCUUUGUCAAAACUGGACCCCCUUCACAUUACCCGCGGGUACAAUGGGUACUUCUACGUCUUCAGGAAUAACUGCGGGACCAAAAUUUUGAGUACCAACUUGGACCACAAGGACAAAAUUGACGUGGGGUUCGGCCUUCAUUUUUACGCGAUUAAGAGCAUUGACAAAUCCAUUUUCAGCGCCAACCACUGGACCGAAUCCGACUUCGAGGGCGAAACGAAACUCUCGCUAGCCAAGAAAAGUAUCUCCUCCCUCCUGGAAUCAAUUGACCACGGAAGCAUAUACUACAAUAUAAACGACAACAAGGACACGGAGAAGUACUCCUUUCUCACCAUUUAUAGAAACGAAAACGCCAGCAAUAUUAACGAUUUGCCGGCCCUCAUCACAGCCAUCAUAUGUGGACAGUUAUAUGAUAUAAACUUAGUCAAGGAGUGUAUAAGGAAGGAUGAAGUUUUUUUCUCUUUCACAAAUAAAAUCAAUUCCAUCGUGCACAACUUCUACAACAACAGCAUCAGUUUUAAGAAUAGCACCUUCAUCUCCGCCAGUCAGUCCUACGAGAAUGUAUUCAGUGAUUUUUAUAAUAACGAAAAGAUACUCCUCGGGGCGCUGCUCCUCUACCUGGAGGGAAUGAAGCGAGACGUGGCCCGCCUAUCAAACGAGAACGAAAUAAGGUACCACUUCUCAUUCGUGUACAACCUUAUCAAGAUGCACAUCCUGAAGAAAACCGUGUCCUCCUACAAGACACAGUCCCAGCUGUAUGCCCUGGAGGAAAUCAUGUUUAAAUAUAAACUCUACAGCGAGAAGAUAGCCAGUACCCUUACUAUGCUGAACGCUCUGAACAGGGGAAACGAACAAUUCAUCGAGGUGCUGGACAUGAUCUCCCUAAUUUUCUACCGCAUGAAAGUGGAGAACCUAAGCCAUGACAUAGGCCAAGGUGUCCCAGAAGUACACACAGAAAUACUUAUCCUCGAUCUAAUGGAUGUAAUAAACAUAGUGGCCUUUUUUCAUAAAGUGCUUAACAAAAUAGACGCAGCACAAGAACUGGAAGAGCUAAUAGACAAGGAGAAGGUGAUCAGACUUCACAUCGAGGAAAUCAUAGACGUGGUGAAAAAGAUAUUUGAAAGUUACGACAACUUCUACUACGACAUCAUAGAGGACGAUAUCAAGAACACCAUUAAGGAGACGCUGUUAAAAAAAAUGAAAAACUUAUUCAUAAAUUAUAAAAGGUUUAUUAAUGAAGAGAGUAAAAAAUUGUCGUCCAAAUUUAUAAAAAUUUAAAUGUAUGACCAAGAGAAGGACGACGAACAAAAUAACACCAUGCCCAAGCUGAUUGAACGAGUGAAGAAGAUAAGCUUGCUGUACCACGCCUUCGACAUUCCGAAGGAAUACAAUGAAAAGCUGUUCAACCACAUUUUCGAGUUUUCUCAAGAAGGAUCUGUCAAUAAGUCCUUUGUUCAGCGGAGCAAACUCUGGGGGAAAAACGUACCCGAGGAGAGCUACGCCAAGCUGUGCAUCGUAAACCUGCAAAGGCUGCUGAGGUACUACUUCGAAAGCAGCCGCAUACACAAGCUGGUCGACUUCAUGCUGAAAUACAACGAAAUAAAAAUCGGAAUCAAGAAGCCACUAAAGGAUGGAAAGGGAAGCACCAAUCUCUACCUCUGCAUAAGAGAUCAGUGGCUCUACAAGCACACCUUUCAGAACAUGAAAUCGUACCUGUCAAAUAUUAAAAUGAAAUUUAACUUUAACGUAGAGGACAUAAAAACGUGUGCUAAAGAGAAUAAUGGCUACCCACAUCUGAACACUCUAACACAUGCUAUGAUAAAUAUACUGGCAUAUGAGCUACACAACAUUUUUUAUGAGACGGAAAAAUUCGAAUCCAUGUUUUCACUGAUGGAUGUGAAAAAGAAUGACAUUUCUAGUAAGCUCAUGUUUCAAAUUAACAAUGUCCUGAAUAUGAAACAAAAAAUUUCCAUUUUUUACUAUUCCAAGAAUGCCUUACUGCAUCUUACGGAGAUCCUGAGUCAUCACUUUAAAGAAAGAAUCAUCUAUAUGUCGGACAACAUGAAAGGAGGGUACGACGUCUACUCGUUUAACCCCGCGCGCAAAAAAGGCGGCAACAAAGUCAUCAUCCUCAAGGAAGGGCACACCUUUAAGGUGUAUAACCAGAGCAGUCCUCUCUUCAGCUACGAAAUGCAUCACUUGCGGGACACAUCCACGUUCCACAUAUACUACGAAGAGCUGGUGAAGGUGAAGAACUACCUGGAGGCGCUGGAGAGCGAGUACACGGAGAGACAGAGCACAUCGGCUGAGGACAUCCACACGGCCAUCCGGGGGCACAACACGGAAAAGAACUACACGAACAUACAGCAGAUGAUUCUGUCCCUGAUAGAGCGAAAAGACGUGAGUAACAAGAAGAAGGUGAUUCUGCGAAAUUUAAUCGACCUAGACAUCGUCAAGCACAGAUGUAAGAGAGUAAAGAAUAACUACCUGCACUUGCUAUACCUGGAGAUAUUCUCUCUCUUCGGAUUUGGACCCUACAGCGAUUUAGAUAACUUAUUGAAUGACCUGUUCCUCUGCGAUAAGGGACUCCUACAAUGGUUUAAAGCAUCCCUUUCGGAAGUGCGAAAGGAUGAACGUGAUGAGGAUAGCUACAACAAACUGCGCAUAUUCGUUUCUGCACUAAGGUAUAUGAUAAAUAAGCUAGACAACAUGUUAUCGAGAAACACGCUAGAGAAACAGGAACUGGAAAAUGCUAUACAAUUUUUUAAAAAGAAAAAAGAGGAUAUACUACCAUUUGAUUUUGAGAAUAUCAUUCCUCAUUUUAAAAAAAAAAAUUAAAUGAAGCCUUACUACUUCAUUUCGCUCAUGGGGUUGGGUUAUUCCUACAUACAGAAGUUUAACGAGUUGAAGUUGGGUCUCUACUCCUCAGUAUCCUCCAGUAACGUCAUCACGUUGAGGAAGCUCUUCAACUUAUUCUACGUGAACGAACUUACAGACGUGAUAAACUUGAUCAUGCAGAUCAUCAUGAAUGUGUAUAUGAAAUUUUUUUACAAGACCAAAGAUUUUUUCAAGCAUACAGAUACAGAUACAGUUAUAAAUCUAAGUAAGGAGAAAAAGAAACAGUUUGGCGAAAUUAUUCUAUCAAAGGAAAGCGUCAACAUUGAUCCGUUAGACACGAAGAAAGACCAAUCGAGUAACGACACCACAGGAAAAGUGAAAAGCAGCACGAAAUCGUUUACUGUACAUGAAUAUUACCUAAACUAUGUGAUAAAAAAUGCGUACGAUUUUUUUUACACCGUGUUGGAGUGCUCGGAUGAUAAGCCGUGCUUCCUCGAAAGGGAAGAAUCUGCAGAGGAAAAGGUGAAGAAAUACCUUAGGGAAAAUCCCUUUAACCAAAAUAUGAUUUGGCUCAUACCAAUCCUUUCAAACCAUUUUAGGAGCUCCAUAAGUAUCCUCUACAUGAAUGACAAAGACAUUCGUUUGUAUAAGUACCAGGACGAUAGUGCUAUGAAGUUUAGCAUUCAAAUUUUGGUACAAGACGGAGAAAUGUUCCUUAUCCUACCCACCUACUUCAUCCACAUCAACAUUUUGAGCAUAAUAACAAACACAUUGAUAAAGAACGAAAAUGACGCUGCACACAAUGAACGGUCUCUCUCUCCAUUGUACUCUAGAGUGUCUGAGGAUGCGCUUAUUCUGGAUGAGUCUAUCAAAAGUACGGCAAAUUCGGACAAUUACUAUAAAACCUAUUUUGAAAUUAUCGAAGAAAAGAUAAACCUUUUUUUGCACAAAAAAAUGCACAUAUAUAGCUUGCUUGUAUCCAUAAGGGAAGAUAUCCUAAACUUUAAAUACUUUAUAUACUACGAAAAUUUUCUGGAGCUCAACGUGGACUUCACCUUCGAGGAAAUCUUCAACUCUCCGAACACUCUCGUAAAGUACUCUAUCAAUAAUAUUAUAAACUUCAUUGAGAAAGACAAUUACAACAUUUUCGGAAUCGAAAUUAAGAAGUUUUACACGAAUAUAUUUCAAAUUCAUAGCCACAAGAAGUACCAAUCUAGCUCAUUUCUUCGGCUGCUGGACUUCCUGCUUAGCACGAUAAAGGUAGAAAUAGACACCCAGAACAAGCAGAUAGAAAUGUCCUACAAUUUGAUCGAAAAUAUGCGCAAAAGAAACUACGUGCAGAAUUUGAAAAGUCUUGAAUCGCUCAUCAUAUGCGAGCACAUUAAGAUAAUUUCCAACAUAAUGAAGUACAUCGAGAUAAACCUGGAUAACAUCAUCAAUCACAUUGUCUACAAAUCGGAGAAGCUCGUCGUGGAGCACGAAACGAUCAAUAAGGUGCAGAUCAUUCAUGAUUGCUGCCUAAAGUACGACUUUAACGAAUUGGGAGCGACUGAAUUGACCAAGAAGUACUUCAAAGAGUUGGAAACAAGAAAUAUUAAAAUUUCAAAUUACAGCAAGAAUUUACAGAAGCUAUCAGAUGAGGAGUUAGACUACGAAGAGUGGUAUUCCAUUGCGUCCAAAAUUCAGGUGGACUAUUUUAAGAAGAACGAAUUGGUUUACUUUAAAAUUUUGAAGGAAUCUCCCUUUUGGAAACACGGGGCGAAAUACUUCACCGAAGAAAUUGUAAGAAAAAAACUCAAAGAACAUAAGUUGUACAUCGAGGAGAAGGACAUAAAGUGGCUGAGCAAUAAUAAGCUAACCUAUAGCGAAUACAAGGACCUCCUAUUUGACGUAAAGAUUAUCAGCAUGACGGAGAAGGACCUGGACGCCAUGCUCGUAAAUAGAGAACAGUACGCUAUAUCCAUCGUGUGGAAAUUUUUCAAUACCGAAAUUUGCGUUAACGGGAAUGACAUUCAUUUUGAGGAUCUCUACUCCAAGCUCAAGAAUUACAAAAAGGAUUUGAAAUAUCUAACUGUGUUGAAGAAGGAAGACGUGUACAACCUGUUCAACGCUAUUGUUAUAUUCCAUCGAUUGGUUGAAUCAAUUGAUGAGGAAACCUUUAACAAAUACAAAAGCUACAGAAUUACAAAUAUCCUUUUUGACGAACUAAUGACCAGGGGGGUAUACAUAUCUGGAGAUUCCCUCAUAACUAAGGAAUAUAUCGAAUCUAUAUUUAACUACGACAUGUGGAGGAGGGACAUUAAGCAGGUAAAAGUUAGUAACAUUUUGAUAAGAUCCCUGGUUCCAACAAAGUAUGUCAAUUAUUAUUCUACUGCACCCAUUUUUAAAAUUCUCCGAUUCUUCGUAAAUUCGAGGCUGAACGUACGCCUGGUUAAUGUGCUGUCCUACGUAAUAUACAACAUACUAAAACUGGGGAACACCAAAGAUGACAUAUUCAAGAUAAUCAUGACUGAGGGACUUCUCCGGGGAAGCUUGGACGUUGUAAGACUUAUCUUAAUAAAACUUAACAUAUCCCUAGACGGGUUAACAACUACCAUCACGACACUGCUCACAAAUCUCCACUACCUGUGUGAGUAUGGAUACGUCCAAGACGCCUUGGAGAGCAUAGACUACCGUAGGAUGUUCUCCAAUCUCUUCUUCCUGCUACACAACUUAGUGGAGGAAUUUUAUUUCAAGGCUAUAUUAGACUUCCUUCUGCAGUAUCCAUUUAUAGUAGAUUUUAUAAAAAAGAAUGAAGAAAAAUUAAAGAAAUUUUGAAUGCAGAGGAUAAGUCUGUUGGAGUUCAUUUCCUUUAGUGAUGAAGAAAGCAUCAUUCCCAUUUACCAAAAUGUUAUAGCUCUUCUUCAGGACGAAGAUUUUAUGGUUGAUCUUAGAAUUUCUACAAUCAGUAAGCAUAAGGAGUAUUUCUCAAGCGGGAAAAAUGUGAAUAUUUCAGAGGAGGAGUUCCUAGACACCUUAUAUAAUAAAUACCACGAAUUGUAUCCCUCAAAUGGUGCUUUUCACUCCGGGGGGAGGAAACCGAGUAGAGCGACCCUUUCAAAUAUUUCUUCUAAGGUGAACAGCUCGUCCUUUCUUCAGAAUAGGGCCUUACAUUUGAAGAAGAAGAACAAUAAAAGGCUACUCAACGGGGAGAAAAACAAAUUUGGCAAUGUUCGUUCCCCCUUGGGAAAUCACCUCCCUGGAGAGAACACACCCACUGGGGAUGGAUCCACGUCGAAGAGAGAUGAUAAACAUGUAGUUAAUUUCCCCCCAGGGGAUGGCCCCAUUUUGGGGAAACCCUCCAAUAGUGCUCUUAGCCACAUUUUUACCAACACGAAAUGGACUCGAAGUGCCAAAUCGGAGAAGGGGCAACAGAAUAAGACAAAUGAACCUGUACCAACUGCAGGGAAGAAAGAGGGACACGAAAAAACAAAAAAGAUUCAGGAGGAGGACAAGCCAAAGAAAUCAUUCACAAACUUAAUCAGUGAUCAAACGAAAAACAUCUCCGAAGCAUCCUUCUUGGAAAACAGAACCACCAGCACGACUAAAAAUUACUACUUUAUCGAAUCGAAUAGGUACAGAACGCUGAGCUGCUUGGAGAAAAUCUUCCUCCAUUCCUUCGACAGUAAUUCCAACGUUGGAGAAAAUAAAACCAAAAUAUGCAGCUCACUGUAUAGCCAUAACUGGACGCAAAAGUUACGAACCGUGUCGAUGAAGAAGUUAAGUAACAGGGCUGUAGACACUUAUGGGUAUACACACGACCUAUUAUUGACGACAAAAGUGAGAGGAGAAAAAUGCGAGCUGCAGUUCAAACUGAAUAUUGCACAUGAUAAUAAGCAAACACUGAAAAAACAGAAAUAUAAAAACGCAAUUGUAGACUUCAACAUUUUUAGAGAGAACAAAGAAUUGUGCUUCCUAAUUAUUAAUAGCAAAAACAGUAUGGACAAAAAUGUGUUUAUCUGUUACCAUGCUGAAUUGGUCCCAUUUUAUCGAACCUAUGAUGUUUCGAAUUAUCUCAAUAAAGUUUUUUCCGACGUUGAUUCAGUCAAUACAAGCAAAAUGAUCGAGGAAAAUGAGGAGACCAACGAGAAGGACAAGACAAACGUGAAUGAAAUGUACAAAUAUCCGUUCAACAUAAUUGGAAGUGAUGAAAGGGGAGAGACCAAUGAGGGGCGUAAGGACAUUGAACCAAAGGGAGUCAAUUGGGAAGAGUCCCCACAUGUAGAAGGACUCAGGGGAAGAAAUGACACCACCGAUAGAAGUGCCAUGGGUAGAGAAAACGACAGCAAUGCAAGAGAUUCCACCCCGUUUAGGAAUGACCAAAUGUCGUUCAAAAUCAACUCAAGUAGCAAAAAAAAAAAAGGUGCAUUAGGGAACCCAUUCACCGACACAAUUAAAAAUAUUAGAAGCGGAAUUAACAAAAUCAAGGAUAAAGUGAAGAAUAGACGAAAGGAGGAAGAAAAAAAAGACGAUCCGAACGACAACAUAGGGAAAAUUAAAGAUGCGCUGAAAUACUUAACAGAGAAAAAAAUAAUAAAUCAGCUUCUCGAAUUUGAAUAUUUCCACUCAAUCAGGUGGAGCUCUAACAUUUUUAGCGUCACCAUAGAUAACAUGAAAGGGAGCAAUGAGAACAUCAAGUUAGUUUUGGAGCUCGGGGAUUACAACAUAAAGACCUACUAUGAGGUGGACAUCAAGCAUGACCUCAAUGUGCAAGCCUUGCAGAAGCUAGAUUAUUUCAUCAAAAAAAGUAACGUCACGGACAUGAUAGCACAGAGGCUGAAGAAGUACACCAAGCUCAACUUCAUUUUGAAGCAUAUUUUUAGGUUUAAGCAUGAAAUUAAGAACGUCUCGUAUAUCAAGUCGAUGGUCGAUGCAGAGAGGGUGGCGGAGCCCACAAAGGGUCCGCAGUCAGGCAAGGAAAACCGCCAGAAUGGAAGCUUCAACUCGGAUAAGCGUCUCAAAGGGGACGAAAACGACGAUGAAGAUGACGAGGAGGACGAAAUGGAGCAAAACAGUGCCCACGGAAACAACUCGGAGCAGCCUUUCCAGGAGUACAUAAAAUUCACUUGGUAUAAAGAACACAACAAGGAGCGAGUAGAAGUCAUCCUAGCGGUGAAGGCAAUUAACCCUCUGAAACUAAAAAACCAUAAUAGUGAAAUUUUAUGUGAAUCAAAUGUGGACAUAAAAAAUGUGCUUAAGGAGUUUAGACCAUCGGAAGGGAGCGAAAGGGAGACAAUCGAAAUAAAUGGAGAUGAAACGGAAGAAGGGAGGGACUACUCGAAGGGGAACCCAUCUGCAGAGACAACCGUGGCGGAUGUCACAUCUGAUUUGAUUUCCAGAAUAGAUGUAGAACAAAGCAGGAGGAACAUCACGAAGGAGAAAUUCUUCACCGAUUAUGCUACAUACUUCAGUAAGAUCUAUCCCCUGACAGAAGAAGAGAAUUAUUUCAUAAAAACGAGAAUGGAGAAAAACUGCGCCCUGCUCAAGUACAGACUUAUCCUCCUAUCAGUCAUCAUAAUAAAAAGCAAUAAUUUGAGUAACCUCAAAAAAAUGAGUAGUCUCAGCAACGACUAUUUGAGAGACAACUACAAGUUGUACAAAAAUAUUGAGUUCCAUCAAAAUAAAUUAUUUCGAAAAAAAUACGUGUACAUAGACAACAAGCAUUACAUAAUUAAAAAAAAAUUGGAGUGCCUCAUAGGGUUGGAUUUUUACAAAAGCUUAAAGAAUUCUCUCGAGAAGAAAAACAUAUUACAAAAUUUUCUGGAGGACCUAACCGCGGAGAUAUCCAACAUUAACAGGUUCUUCUACAAGUAUUUCUACAAUGACAAUUCGAACAUACACUCAUCUAGCUUCUAUCUGGAUAAGCUGAAAAAUGUUAAGUCACUGUGUCCCCUCAUAUACGAUUUGAAGAGCAAGGAAAAGAUUAACAUAUCGGAUACGUCCAAGGUAGACACAUCUAUCAAGCUACCAAACACGAAAGAAGUAGAAUAUGAAAUAGAGCAAUGCGAAAAGAGAGUAGGCUUCUACGGAAGUAACAUCCUAUUUUUUGGCAAAGAGUUAGACGAUUCGAUAGGUAAAAAAAGAAUUGAAAAUAUAGCAAUGUUUUCCUACGAAUGUGAAAAGUCCAUUUUUAAUGCAAAGAAUUUAAGUGAACUGGAUGACUAUCACAAAAACUUUUGCAUCAAUGUGUUUGAAAAUGAGAUGGAAGAACGGGACGAACAAUUUAGACCCAACACGGAAUGGAUUGAUAUGCUGUAUAAUACUUUUUCCUCCAAAAAGAAUCAUAACUAUACUGGAAAUAACUACUCCGAAAUUAGAUGUUUUGGAUUUGCUGACAGGGAUGAGCUGAAAGAAUAUGAAAAGAAGAAAGAGGCAAAGUGUAAAAUUACUAUCCUGAAUAGAACCCUCAAUGUGCUUCAACAAUUUAUGAACAAGUAUUACAAACUGAAGAAGGACGGCAUAAAUAACGGAAACGCCUACAACGUGUAUGCCCUGUUUAAAAAUAUCUACACAGUGAUGAUAUACAAACUCAUGUUCGAAACCAGGCCAUUCAAACCUCUUCGCGUUCAACAGAAAUUGAACUUAGUCGGAAAUAAAUACACCAAGUUGUUAUAUAAAAAGGAGAAUUACUCAAAGUUUAUGAAGCACAUGUUGGAUAAGACCAGCACGUUGUACCUCGAAAUUGAGUUGCUUUACAAUGAGCAUGUCUUCCUUAGGAACAUCCCCUUCCCGAGCGAAUCUGUGGACAUUCUCAUGUUUAACCACAAACCAUUUAGUGAUGAUGCAUAUGGGUAUAGACUGUUAGCCAACCCAAAUGAAAAUAUAAACGAAGGGGAAGAAAACACCAAAGUAUACUCCUUUUUUGUGCUAAUUAUACUAGGUUACUAUCCAGAGAUUCAAAAGUCGCUUCUCGAAGUGGCUGAAAAUGCAGACCUGAUUUAUAAACUGUUAGGCAUUAAUGUGGAAGAGAUUAAGAAAAUAAUCCAGAGCGGUCAAAAGGGGUACGAUGAGGGUACUGGAAGGGACGGAGCGCCGUCCUCCUCUGGGGGGUCAACAACUCUGGAUAAUGGAGCCUCAUCCAAUUUAAAUCAAAUGGAUAAAAGUCAGUCCGGAAUUGCUGGAAAAAUUUCCAACCCUUUUGGAACUUUAUACAAUUUUAUUUUUAGCAAAAGGGAAGAUGCCGACUCUGGGGAGAAGGCCUCUCCACCAUCUAUGGCCGAGAGUGAUGGGAUGAACGGGAAUAACCACAAGGGGGACACUGCAUGGAGUGCUUCUGGGUUCUCUACGGAAUAUCCAUCAGCGUCUCCAAACGGGGCGCCCACCUAUACAUCGAACUCGUCGUCUACGUCUUCUACAUCGUCUGGUUCCUCCGUUCCGGCGUCUUCCACCUCCUCACCGAUCAACGCACCCCCCAAAGCGUACGAAAUCAACGACUUCACAUGGAUGAAGAAGGAACAAAUAGACAGCAUCAAGAUCCUAAUCGUGAAGCACGAACUUGUGGACUACUUCAUAAAGGGAAUCAAAUUGAUGAAUCUGAAUAGCUACCUAAGAAGUGAUAACUACCUAGAUGCAUUCAAGAAGGCUCUCAAUGAGGAGCUGAAGAAGAAAAAUUUCUAUCACCACUUUAUUAACACUUCCCCCCUGUUCCACUUUGACUUUUACAAAGUGCACCACAUGUUGCUCUUCGCCUUUUAUUAUGCCUUCUCGGAUAUCAUAAGGAUCAGAAGACAGUACGUGAAUCUAGAAUCCAGCAUAAAUAGAAUAAUUGACAAUAAUAAGUUUGUCUAUAUGUACAGAACCCAGACAUACCAAAGUAUAAAACUGGAUCCUGAAAAGAGAGUCAGUCUAAAUAAAGACCAUGAAGAAAUUGCAAAAUUUAUUUACAACAGCGCUAUACAAUACCGAUACAUCAACCGAGAGAAACUUGAUCAUGUCCUCUUCAGAUUUAAAAUUACCACCUUUGUAGAAGUCAUGGUUGAAAAUUAUAUUUAUAUUUUAAAUAAUUACCCUUCGAAUUUUAGCCUCAGUAAGCAUUCCUCCUUUUAUGAGAAUUUUAUCAGAAAUGCUAAACAGUAUUUUUUUUCCUACAACAAGAAGAAUAAUUUGCUUUACAUUAUCAACCAGAGAGAUGUUAACUACAACAUGCAGACUAUUAAACACAUUAAUGAAAAAUCCACAGUUAUUAACUUGAUCAAGUCUGUCCUAGAGUUUGUUUUCUUGGCUUCCACCAGGUCGUACACAGUCGACAGAGCCAUUAAGGAAAUCAUAAGUAUUAAUGAGGAACCCACUAUGAAAAGUGGACCCCAUCUGAAGCACUUUAAAAAGGUGAAAACUCUUCCAGGAAAGUCCCAUCGUUACACCUUUUUGCAAAGCACAAAUGGGUCUACAACUCUAGAUAAAAGAAAAUUCCAUACGGGAGAUUCCAACGUGGUGAACAUGGACCUACAUACUGAAGAGGAAAACACAGAGACCAUUCCGAUCAAUUCAUUGAAAAAACGCGACAAGUGCAGUACCUGCUGUCGGUGCUGUAGGAAAAAAUGCCUCACUCUACACAGUAAGAAUAACCCCAAUAUGCGUGUGAACAAUUACCCCAUGGUUCCAGAAGUCAAGGAUAAACGAGGUAGGUGCGCACAGCCUUGCGUUCUUAAGGGGCAUUUUAGGGAAGCUCCUGCAGAGGUGAGAAUUGUAAACCUUAAGAAAAGGGGAACUCCAGGGAAGAGGCCACCUAGGAAUAAUGCGCUAUAUGCAUUUUGUGACAAGAAGGGGAAGAAAAUUAUUUAUAUGGGUGAUGAGAAGGACGCAGAGAGGAGGCCCUUUCUACUGGGUGGCGCAAAAAGGGGAGGUACUCAAAACUGCACUUCGGUUCCAAGUCCCAGAGUUGGCCUGAAAGGAGCAAGUUGCGAUGAUGAUCUGGAGCAUGAUGAUGGAGUCAACCACGGUGAUGUGAACCUUGAUGAAGUGGACAUAACCAAAUCGACAAACACCCUAGCAAUUGCAAGAGUCAUAGAAUACAAUUUCACUGAACAUGAACAUAAAGAAAAUUCAGACAGCAGCAUUGUGGAGAGCCUCUUUGGAACCAGAAUGAGUAAUGUGUAUUCCAAAUUAAAAGGAGGAGUCUUUUCCUUCACUUUUGUUCAUGGUUUCGAUUUCUUUUUACGAAAUAGUCUCUACUUUUACAGAAAAAAUUUAAUCUCAAAGUAUAUAACAUAUUAUGUAAAGAUGAACGUAGUACAGAGCUUGGAUAUGCUCUUCCUAAUAGUGAGGGAUCAUGAGUUGAAGACAUCCCUCACUAAUACAUAUUCAAUCAAACACAGUCUGUUCGAUAUAUGCCUAUUUAAUUUCCAGAAUUUAUCUAUAACACUUAAAAAUAUCCUUAACUUGAUCGAUGAAGACAAAAUAGAGAAACUGCUUUCCUACAUCAUUGCUGUGAUCCAUAUGAAAUACACAGGUAAUGCUCGCUUCAUUGAAAAUAUGAUUAAAAAUUUAAAUUAUGCAUUGUCGAAGAAUAUCACUUUGAAAAAAUUAUUUGGCAAUUUUAUUUCCUACCUGACCAUUUCGUCCAUACAAACCGUGGAGUUGUAUUUUCACUCCAGAUAUAAAAAGAAAUUACUAAAGGUGAUUAUAACAAUACUGAAUAAGGUUUCCGGCACCAUUUCCAACGUAUUUGGGGAACCCUUUUUCCAGUCCUACAUGUGCACACACCUGAUAAAGUUGGGCGAGUCCUUCAUAAGUGAGUUCAACGCGGAAAAUACGGUGUACCGAUUUUUUAUGGAUGUCGGCGAGAUUAACUUUAUCGACAUUAUCAUUUCCUACGCGUAUAUGUACUUCCCCAAGGCGGUUCACGACUUCAUGGGGGACUAA
This is a messenger RNA of Plasmodium cynomolgi strain B, 15909 nucleotides long. RefSeq lists its product as hypothetical. The record is from RefSeq and is a predicted model, not a curated record. NCBI's taxonomy places the organism in Eukaryota, Apicomplexa, Aconoidasida, Haemosporida, Plasmodiidae. Bases 8827 to 15909 code for a protein of 2360 amino acids. The transcript is spliced from 13 exons.